AUGUCUGAACUAGUUACUGAUAAAGCUGAGGAAGGUUUUACAAAAGAGAGUAUCCCCCUGAGUUCUCUACCACCAGCAAAACUACUCCAAUUAAGAGAACAAGUACAACAAGAAACUAGUGAUCUUAAUCUGCGGCUACAACAUUUAAACAUUGCUCUAGGUAGAUUUAAGAAUUCUAGAGAAAGCUUAGAAAAUUUAAAGCCAAAAAAUAAAGAUUGUGAAAUUUUAGCUCCUAUUAGUCAAUCUGUUUAUAUAGAUGCCAAAUUAGCAAAUGUUGAGGAAGUACUUGUGGAUAUUGGAACUGGUUAUCAUGUAGAGAUGCCUAUAUCUAAGGCUAAAACUCAUUUCGAUAAGAAAAUUGAGUUAGUUAGGAAAUCACUGGAUACCUGUGCUAAAUCUUUGACCGACAAAAAUAAGAUCUUCGAUGCUAUAAAUGGGAUACUAUUAGGUCGUAUUAAAGCUAAUAAGGAGACCAAAAAAUGA
Molecule: messenger RNA, 483 nt
Organism: Cryptosporidium muris RN66
Lineage: Eukaryota; Apicomplexa; Conoidasida; Eucoccidiorida; Cryptosporidiidae
Product: prefoldin subunit 5, putative
Exons: 1
Coding region: 1-483 (160 amino acids)
Biological process (GO): regulation of DNA-templated transcription; protein folding
Cellular component (GO): cytoplasm; prefoldin complex
Source: RefSeq, a predicted model, not a curated record